GACGAGAUGCACAACCUGCGGCAGCCCCCGGAGAUGACAGAGCAGCCGGAAGAGAAGCUGGUCGUGUUCCCCAGUGAUGACAUUGUGCUGCGGUGUGAGGCCACUGGGACCCCCCCCCGCGAGUUCCGCGUGGACGAUAGGACGGACGCUGUCGAACCACGCCAGGAGGACCGCGGUGUGACGGUCGUCAGAGGGUUACAGGGACCCUGUAUGGUGAACAACAGCAACGGUGGGCAGACCAGGGCGUCUAUCGGUGCUAGUAGCCAGCAACGACCUGGGCACGGCCAUGGGCCGGAGAUACGCGUCACGCGAGAGCACCCCCAGUGGCCCAAGGAGAAGGUUUCACCAUUGGAGGGGAGGAGGGGGAGUCUGUCAUCCUGCCUGCAACCCCCCGACAGCGCCGUGCCCCCAAAAGCUACUGGCUGAACAGCCGGAUCGUGCACAUUGCGCAGGACGAACGGGUCAGCAUGGGCAGGACGGGUACUUGUACUUCGCCAACGUGCGGCGCUCGGACUCUCACCCGACUACAUCUGCCACGCCCACUACCUGGCCCCCGAACCAUCAUCCAGAAGGAGCCGAUCGAGCUGCGUGUCGGCCCAGUA
This is a messenger RNA of Chelonoidis abingdonii (Abingdon island giant tortoise), 602 nucleotides long. NCBI's taxonomy places the organism in Eukaryota, Metazoa, Chordata, Testudines, Testudinidae. The record is from RefSeq and is a predicted model, not a curated record.